Molecule: messenger RNA, 870 nt
Organism: Heterotrigona itama
Lineage: Eukaryota; Metazoa; Arthropoda; Insecta; Hymenoptera; Apidae
Source: the annotation of a GenBank genome assembly
AUGCUCGUCUCACGUGGCUACUUGUUCGUCUCGAUGCUCGUUGUUGCUUCUGCCGCGCCAAAAAGACACGCCAGAUCCAACUUGCCAACGUGGUACUUGCCAUGCGGCGAGGAACAAGCGGAGGACAUCGAAGUACUUUCGCUCGAAGAAGAAAUCAACGGCAGUGUACAAAAUCUAACUAUAGAAAACCUCAGGCUUCAACACCAAUUGACCAUGAACGAUUAUUUGAGUCGAGACUACGAAUAUCUCUACGAAGAUGUUCGAAUCGGUGUUGAGCAGUACCAGUAUAUCCCGAAUUGGGUUCCCGGCAAGGAGGACGUGAACAAGAUCAAGAAAUUGGCCAAUACUGGCUCGCAAACGAAAGAUCGUGCAAGGGAGUUGGCGAAGGGAGGUGUAGUAGACAGAAGAGAGUAUCGAAUUCCGAACGAAGCUUUCGCAGCAGUAAGACUAAUCGCAUCAAACUUGCCCAAAGACAUGAUUAACAUUUAUACAUCGUUGGUUAAUUCUCCUUUACGCGGUGACAAGGGAUUUACGUUUUUCUUACAGAUCGUCAAUCACUUUCCAAAGUUGCACGUCGAUCUUCAAAAAUUUGCGGUUGCGUUCGAGGAAUUGGUGAACGACGAGACGAUCCGGAAGAAGUACAAAGCUCUGAAGAUGACGCAAUCGUAUUUGAUGAUGAUGUUGUGCGAAGUAGAAAGCAAUAUCAUGGCUCUGCCAUCCCUUCGGAUUCCAUCGCGUGUGGCAAGGAGGAUCAUGAAGAACGCAGAACGAGAGCCCGAGGACGAUACUAGAAGACUUAUUCGUGACUGGGGCGUGCUUCUCAAAUACAGAGAUUAUCUUCACGCUUGGAGGCACGUUUUCAAUUAUUAA